GUGUGUGUGUGUGUGAGCGCGCAGCAGCCGGGCGUCGUGGUUUCGGUUGGCUGGGAGGAAGAGGAAUAACGAAUGUGGAGCCAAGAAGAAUUCCUCGUUGGCGAACGGCGCUGGGGCGAGAAGCAACACUAUCCACAGGAUUUCUGAAACGUUUUUACGGACUACACAUGUCUCCUUAGGGAAAAUUUAGGGAAGUUUUCCCCUUCACGCGUUCCCGGGUCGGAUAAGAUCACUCCGUCUUCUGGCAGCUUGGUGACGCCCACAAAAGGAACGGACUGACUAUAACUCAUGGCUUCCUUAGUGCUGGGACUUUCUCUGGUCUAUGAUUUAAGUGGCCUUUGAGCUUCCAGGUUGGUCCAGAAGGAUUAGGAAAGGAUGCCCUCUACCCUGCGACCAGUGCCCUCAUUUUUGGCCCUGAGACUACAGUGGGCUCCAUAAACAUGUACAGAGACACAGGGAUGUGUGCCACCCCUCUCUCUCAACCUCUUCCUCCACCCCACCUCCGUCUACCCCUCCAUAAUGGCCACUCUUCCAUGGGCGAUCCAGCCCUGUCCCGUGUCUCCGUGCCUAAAAUGGGAGUUCGAGCUCGGAUUGCAGAGUGGCCUCCUCGUAGGGCACUUUCACGAGAAUCGCUCCUUGAAAAUGGCCAGGGCAGUCAUCCGGAUGACCUCAACAGUGAGGAUGGGCUUACACAUGGAAAUGUGACCAGGUUACCACAGGGAGGUACCAGAGACAGUGACUUCCUUGAAUCAAGUCAAACGAGGGCUCCAGGCACACCACCGACCUUUCGGACUUCUGGAUUUGCUCUACUCCGACAGCGCUCCAACAGUGAGAUUACAUUAAGUGAGCAAGAUGAAACAGAGGUCGAAGGCCGUUUGUUCCGGGAAUAUGGCAGUACAUCUUCCAUCAAUGUACAGGCUGUUUCUGAUCAAAGCUUCUUUGACAUGCUCAACCAGUUCCAAAAGGAGCGGCCAGACCAACGUAGCACUGCCCCCGCCAAGCUUGAAGAGCUGCUUGGUGCUUCUUUAGAAGGACCCCCUUCACAUGCCUUCUUGUCGACACCACGGCCCGAUGACCGCCCAGAAAAUCGUGUACGCAAAAAGAGUGGUGGCACGGAGUCGUCUCUUGGCACCUCCUCCUUAUUCCGCAAACUCCGCAGCUCCAGCCGGGGAGAAACAGAGACUCCAAGAGUUGACUCGGAUGACACACGACUCCCUGAAACAUUAUCUUCCAAACCCUGGGUGUGUGUGCGGAGUUUUGCCCACUUUGACGCUCAGAGCAUUCUGUUUGAUUUGCACGAUGCGGCAGCUCGUCGGAGUUACGCUGCCCAGCGGCGAAACACAGCCACCGGAGCUUCAGCUGCUUCUACAGCUGCUGUUUCUUUGGCAGUUUCUAGAGCUAUUGCUCUGGGGGGAGUGGAGCCCAGCUUCUCCAGCACUGAUGACCUCAGUGUCAGGGACCUAUCGGAAGGAUCAACCCCAGGACUGGAACAUUCAGAGCAGGGUGGUUCUGCUAGCAUUAACCCCAACUCUCAGCAACAGUUGUUGCUGUGCUGCCCGCACUUCAUCAAUGAGACCGGAAGCUACAGGGAACGUAAUGUCAGCUUCCUGAGCUCAUGGGCGGAGCGAGGAGAGGCUGGCAUUGUGGAGCCCCUGCUUCGUCCACGUUGCAGUAAUGCCAGUGUGUCCAAACUUGAGGUACCGCCAGAGGUUCAAGCCACCAGGUUAGAGAGACUGCAGCAACACUGCAUCGAGCACGUUGACCUGGGUGCCAGAUACUACCAUGAGCACUUCUAUGGAAAAGAGCACUGGAACUACUUUGGUAACGAUGAGAAGCUGGGGCCCGUGGCUCUUAGCAUUCGAAGAGAGAAACUGGAUGAUACCAAAGAUUUAAAGGACCAGUACCAGUACCGCUUCAUCUUUCGCACUAAUGAGCUGGUCACGCUACGAGGAGCGAUCCUGGAGGACUCCAUUCUGUCCACAGCAAAGCACGGAACGCUUCGUGGUUUGCCUUUAAAGGAGGUUCUGGAGUAUGUGCUGCCAGAACUCAGCGUGUCCUGUUUGCGAAUGGCCCUCAGCACACCAAAGGUCACGGAGCAGCUUCUUAAACUGGACGAGCAGGGGCUCAGUCAGAAACACAAAGUGGGCAUCCUGCUGUGUCGAGCAGGACAGAGCACUGAGGAGGAGAUGUACAACAAUGAAGAGGCUACGCCAGCCUUCACCGCCUUCCUCAAGCUGCUGGGAGAAACUGUGUGUCUGAGGGGUUUCAACAAAUAUGCUGCCCAGCUAGACACCAAAACGGACUCAACUGGAACACACUCCCUGUAUACAACCUACCAGGACUACGAGAUCAUGUUUCACGUGUCCACCAUGCUUCCAUACAUGCCCAAUAAUCCUCAACAGCUCCUGAGGAAGAGGCACAUAGGAAAUGAUAUAGUCACGAUUAUAUUCCAGGAGCCGGGAGCCCUUCCCUUCACUCCACAGAAUAUUCGCUCUCACUUCCAGCACGUGUUCGUCAUUGUCCGUGUGCACAACCCUUGCUCUGACAACACCUGCUACAGUGUGGCAGUGACCCGCAUGAAGGACGUGCCUCCAUUUGGUCCACCGCUACCUUCAAGCGGAUUGACGUUCCGUGACCCAGCUGCCUUCCGCGCUUUCCUGCUGGCCAAGAUCAUAAAUGCAGAGAAUGCUGCGCACAAAUCAGAGAAGUUCCAUGCCAUGGCAACCCGCACACGCCAAGGAUACCUGCGGGACCUGGCGGAGAACUGCGUUUCCACUACGCCACUCGACACGGCUGGCAAGCUGAACAAUCUCAUCUCUCUGGCCUCCAAACGCAAGGAACGCAUCCGGGCACGCGAAGCUGCGGAAAUGGGUGCCUUAGGGGCGCUUGUUUGGCGUGUACUUGCGCAGGACUUCAGUGGCGGAGGAGCCGAGCUUCCCUGUGCUCUAGCCAUCUCCAACGAGUACAUUGUCCUGGCGGACUGCUCCACCAAAGAGGUGAUAUUUAACUGUUUCUGUGCUGAUGUGAUUGGUUGGACAGCAGAGAGACUUGCACUGAAGAUUUUCUAUGGUAGAGGAGACCACGUUGCCUUACGGGUACACGAGGGCAGUGCACAAGAUAUCAGAGAGGUUGUGCAGAGACUUAAGGCAUUGACUAUAGGUUGUGAGACAGUUGAUAUGACGUUACGACGUAAUGGUUUAGGCCAGCUUGGUUUCCAUGUGCGUUUGGACGGAACUGUGUCCGAAGUGGAGGAAUACGGCUUCGCUUGGCAGGCAGGGCUCCGGCAGGGUAGCCGGUUGGUAGAAAUCUGCAAGGUUGCCGCUGUGACGCUCUCCCACGAGCAGAUGAUCGACCUACUGCGGACUUCGGUCACCGUAAAAGUGGUCAUUAUUCCACCUUUUGAAGAGGGAGGGCCACGCAGGGGCUGUACAGAGGAGUACAAGAUGAAGAUGAUGGAGCAGAAGGGAGAAGCGGAGCCAGUGGCUGCAGGCUAUCGUGCUGGGCAGCAAACCCAAGUGUGGCGCUGGGACAGCCCCCCUAGUACACACAGCUCUGCUCAGCGCUGGACCCCCAGCGGACCCCCACCAGUUCCCAGCCGUACACACAAAGCUCUGGUCCCCAUUCCAUACAGAGAGCCCCAACACAUUUCUGCAAAACGGCCUGUCAGUUACCCAGAGAACCAUUACAGUGUGUCUCCUCUUGGCGGGGACAGAGGGAUGCCAUACAGAAACCCCUCUGCUAGUUUCUCCAGUCCAGGCUCUGGGUUCAGCUCCACAGCACUGGGGGUCCCGGGACUCAGCGGACCCUUUGUCCACUAUAAAACCACUCGAGACGGGUUUGGGUCAGUCCAGCGGCCUCUCCAGCCGUUUGAUCCACACGUUACUGUCGAUGUCUCGAGUGGAGAAUCAUCAUCUGGCUUCACAAGCCAAGAAAGCACGAUGGAGCGCAACAAGUCAGAGCAACUGUGGCAUCUUCCUGUUUCAUCACGAGGUGUGACAGUGGGCUCAGCUCCGAGAAGACAGACUCGACAGGACGUUGCAGGGAAGGACUCUCCAAACCGCCACUCUAAGGGUGAGGCACACUAUUCCAGUCACUCCAGCAGUAACACGCUCUCCAGCAAUGCUUCCAGCAGUCACAGCGACGAGCGCUGGUUUGACAGCGUGGGAGGUGGGGUUUCUGGUGCCCUGAGUGACCCCUCAGACCCCGACCCUGACCCCAUGGGCAAGGGAGGGUCCAAUGACAGUGGCAUCGAUGCAUCUCUUUACACACCAAGUCCUAACACUAAAGGAGCCAAACCUAGCCGAAGCCUAGCAGGAACCCCACAUAAACCUCUGCAUGGCUCUGCUACAUACAGCGGCUUGCAGGAGCUGUCCGGAGCGGGAGGGUGGGCGGCAGGAGAGGGUCACCGCAGGGAGUCGUCACCCGUCAUUGCAUCAGCCAAUCAAAGCAAGAACUAUCGCACACGCACAUUCCCCCCUCCUGGAUCAGCUAAUGUCGACAACUUCAAACCAAGGACCUGCUAUACCCCUCAAGGGUACAAGACCCCUGCUGUGGCCGAUAAACCCAGGCCUUUCAGAUCUUCAACGGUCACACCCACAUCAGGCUUUGGCCAGCUCUCAAGCUCCGCCCCCAAGUCAUUUAGUAAAAGCAAGAGUACAUGGCAACAGGAGGAGAACAUCACAGCAACCAGCACCACCUCCACUGACAGCAACAGCAACAAGCAGGUGGAUACGAACAGUAAGAAUGUGUUCGGACAGCCCCGGUUACGUGCCUCUCUGAGGGACCUGCGCUCACCACGCAGAUCUCAUAAGAGCACUGUUGAGGACGACUUGAAAAAGCUCAUCAUCAUGGACAACCCGGCAGAGACACCAUCACGGGAUGCGUCUCCUCAUCGGACCUUGCAACGCACUUUCUCAGAUGAGAGUCUGUGCAGUGGACGGAGAGAUUCUAGUUAUGCAAGCACGCCUCUUUUUGAAGGACAAGUGCCGCCCAGUGACCUUCUCUUCACCUGCACGCUGCCUACUCGCCGCCACAACACCAAUCAUGGAGCCCUCAUUCCUAGUAAGAAAGUACCGUUGUCUGCAUCAGAAUUAUCUCUAACUGAGGUGAGGGAUAAGGUUCCACCUCUCAGAAGACUGGACCCUGGACUCAUGCCGCUUCCUGACACUGCCUGUGGUCUAGAGUGGUCCAGCUUAGUUAAUGCAGCCAAAGCAUAUGAAGUGCAAAGAGCUGUUUCUUUAUUUUCAUUGUCUGAGUCUCAUGCGGGCGGCAGUGAGUUGAGACCGGUCAUCAGCCCGGUGCAUUUCCACACGCCACAGACUCCUCGCACCACUCCUACUUUCAGCAGUGAAGAGGUUCCUAAUGACCUGUCUGGGCGACUGUAUCAUCUGGAAGUCAUGCUGAAACAGCUGAACAGUGAUCUGGAAAAAGAGAAACAGGACAAGGUAGUGUUGUUAGCAGAGAUGGCUAAUCUAAGGCAGAACAACCAGCGUCUGCAGGAGGAAUCGCACUCAGCCAGUGAACAGCUCCGCAAGUUCAGUAAAAUCCUAUCCUCCACCAUGCCCGAAAGGAAAUGACUGUUCCCUUUCAUUUGAGAGAAGAUGAGAGGAGAUCUUCACGUACCUGCACUUUGCCUAAUAUGGCAUGUUAAAUGCCAACAGCUAAUUUAAUUCCCAGUCUCUUAUCAUCCAGUACAUC
This is a messenger RNA of Carassius carassius (crucian carp), 5697 nucleotides long. RefSeq names its product signal-induced proliferation-associated 1 like 3 (gene sipa1l3). The coding region runs from base 441 to 5576 and encodes 1711 amino acids. The record is from RefSeq and is a predicted model, not a curated record. Lineage: Eukaryota; Metazoa; Chordata; Actinopteri; Cypriniformes; Cyprinidae. The transcript has 23 exons. Gene Ontology annotation, molecular function: GTPase activator activity; protein binding. Gene Ontology annotation, cellular component: plasma membrane; cytoplasm; Golgi apparatus. Gene Ontology annotation, biological process: regulation of small GTPase mediated signal transduction; epithelial cell morphogenesis; establishment of epithelial cell polarity.